AUGAGCCAUAGAGGUUUCGGCAGAGUUGACAGAGUUCGAGCUGGGACGAACCUCGCCGACAGGGAGUAUCGAGCGAGUACGAACACGGAGACUACGUACGACAUGGCCGAGUAUAGCAGCGCGGUCGACCCGAAGAUACCGGCGGCAGAGCUGAGCUGCGAGAAUAAGGAGUCGAAGCAGGCGCUCGGUCCGAAGCUGUACAAGAACCUGCUGGGCGCGGACAACUCCAUAAGCGUGCUGAUCGAGCAGACGUAUCCCAAGGACUACGCGACGGAGGACGGCGCCCAGAUACUACUACGAUUCCUCGAGGAGCAGCGCGUCGCCAAGAGCAAUUUCAGGGAGCUGCCGAAGGCGUUCGACGCCUUCUUCGACCAGACUCACUUCGAGAAAAAGGGCGAAGAGCCGAUGGCGGCGUUUUGCACAGCGAUGGAGGUGGCGAAGCGCAACCUCGAGGAAGUGGACCCUGACACGAAGAUCAGUGCGAACGAGCUAGGGUACCACACGCUGAAGAGAAGUGGACUCGACAAGGACGAGCGCAACCUAGUGAUAGCACGAGCAGAUGAGACCUUCAACUUCCAGAAGAUUAGCACGACGCUGAAGAAUCUCUUCCCACGAGGCGGAGGUCGGCACCGGGAUGAGGACCAGAACGUCGAGCAUGACGGGUACUGGGUCCAGGACGACGACGGCUACUGGUACGAGUGGGACGAAGAGCACGGUGUCUACGCGUUCGCGGAGGACGACGACAACUGGGACAGCAGUGACAUGUUCUACAUCGAGGACGACACCGACGUCUACCUCGCGAGCGAGGACGACGAGUACCAGCAGGCUCUCGUCACGCUGCGCGAGAGUAGGCUGAAGAUAAACAAGAUCCGGGCGGCUCGAGGUUUCUUCAAGGGACGAAUCGAUGGAAAAGUGCACGAGAGCGCGGCGGCCGGUGGCGAGGCAGCCGGGAAAGGAAGCAAAGGCGGCAAGGGCAAGGACGGUGGCAAAGGUAAGUCCAAAGACAAGAGGUGCACCAACUGCGGAAGAAUGGACCACGCUACACCGGACUGCCCGACGCCACGACCUCCGCGGCCGGCAGGCAAGGGCUUCAAGGGCCGCGGCAAGACCUCGAAGGCUCAAUCACGUCCACGACGGCUAGGUUUCUGGGCGACGACCACACUGGUGUGCGUCAUGCCGGACGUGUUCCACCAGGACCCGGAGCCUGCGACGGAGAAGUUCCAGGAGCCAGCCGAGCACGACAUCGUGAUGGUCAAAGUGGAGAGCGACCCGAUCCUACCUGAAGUACCAGAAGUGGACGCGAUGAUCUCGAGCACGAUCGUGCCAGCCACCCUGGUGGACAGCGGCGCCUCCGGGGCGGUGGCAGGGCGCGGCUGGCUGGAUAAGAUCGCCGCGGAGCUCGAGAAGCAUGGUCUGAGGCCCAUCAUCGUCGAGGCGAGCCAGAAGUUCAAGGGACUUGGCGGCGCACGACGUGAGGCGAAGCAGAAGUGGAUCAUCCCGAUCGGUAUUGGCAAGAAGCAUGUCCUGCAAGAGUAUUUCGAGAUCCCAGGCGACAUGAUCGGCCUGACGAGCAAGAAGAACCUGGCGGACUGGAAGACGAACGUGUACCUGCGCGAGGACGGCCAGUGGGCCGACUUCCAGGAGCUCGGGGUGUACGACAAGGAGCUCGUGAAGCUUCCCAGCGGCCACGCGGGCAUCGACAUCUUCGACUACGACUUGGAGUCGUACGAGGCGGAGCCCCUCUUCGAGAAGUUCCGCAUCAACGUCGAGAAAGUCGAGCCGGAGGUUUGCCUGGUCGCGGAGACGCUGCAGGUGUCCAAGCCAGACUUCAGGGUCCAGGGGAUCUUCAAGAAGGGUACGCUCAAGCAAAUCGACAAGCUUAUGAAGGAGUAUGCGGUUAUAUUCGAUGUACUGCGGGACAACAACGAGACGUUUCUCUGGGAGUUGUUCGCGAAGGAGGCUCGCUUUAUUCAUGUAGCUUCGAAAGGCUCAGGGAGGACGAACGGCAUCGGCGAGAACCCCCUCACCAGCCGGGCGUGGCGUGAAGCCUCAAUCGUGGACCUGCUGAGCUGGCACGGGAACCAGCCGCCACUCUACGAGACGGUCACGCUACACCAGUGCAUGUACGGGCUCGUGGACAACUACGGCGACCCGAUUCGCAAGCCGACGUGCAUGAUGGUGCCCAACGGCUCGUGCUUCUCUGGGUGGCUCGAGCGCAGGUGCGACGGGAGCCACCAGCACGCCGACAUGGUCGGGCGGAGUACGGCACUGGCACAAGCGGGCGCCUGGCCGGACGACCUGGGCAAGGCUCUGGUGGGCGCCGGCACGCACGAGCUGGCACGACGGACAAGCCCGAAGGAGAUGGGCAUCGGUAACGGCACGGCGAGGUCCCCGAGCAAGCAGAUCGUGAAUGCAGUGGCCAAGGCGUUCAAGCUAAGGAAAGAUCUGCUCGACGUGCGCGUGUUGACGGGUGACGAGGAGGUUCCGCCCCCUCGCGGGGCAGCGCGGCGACUCUGCGCGAUGUACUCCAGCGAGGGCGCACUGGCGGACUACAGCGACGCCUACGCGGGCGACCCCGGCUUCGGGACGAUCAAGCUGGUCAAGCGGUUCCCCACCGACACGGUGAUCGCAGCUUACGUGAAGGAGCCGAAAGUGCAGACGUCCUUCCCUGCGACGGUGCACAUCUACGGGAGCAAGCCCAAGACCUUCGCUCCAGAUGAUCGCGAAGCUGACACGGCACAUCGAGACCUACAACAUGAGGGUGAGAGUUUCGGGGACAAGCCUUCGGACAUCACCGCGGCCCAGUGGGGCGCUCUCAAGAAGCUCCACCUCAACCUGAGCCACCCCUCUGCUCACGCACUGAAGCGUCGGCUGAAGUCCUACGGAGCGUCGCAGCAAGUGAUGGAUGCGGUUGACAAGCUGGACUGCGGCGUGUGCAAGGAGCUCGGCAGGCCGACUACGGUGAGAAGCUCCAACCUGAAGCUCUCGACGGAAUUCAAUGAGAACGUGUUCCUAGACGAAGCCGAGGUGAUUCUAGCAGACGGGACCCGACUGAUGGCCAUGGUGAUUCUGGACGACGCGUCGGGCUUCCGGGUGAUCAUCCCUACUACUGCAGUGAGGUCCAUCACAGGUGAAGAGAGCCUGCGAUGCUUUUCGCAAGGCUGGCUAUCGUGGGCUGGACCACCCAAGGUGCUGUACUACGCCGCGGCCAAGGGUCACAUCACGAAGCGGUUCGCAGAGAUCGGAGAGAAGUAUAGUAUCCUGAUGAGGCCGGUCCCAGCAGAGGCGCCCCAGCUCAAGGGUCGAGUGGAGCGCGCGAUCGACUUCUUCAAGGACCACUUCCAGCGCCUGAACCGCGACGUGCAGCUCACUAAGGACGACGAUCCGCAUGUGUGGACAUCGGUGAAAGCAAGCACGUGCAACAACCACAUUCGGCGGAACGAUUUCACCCCCUACCAAUACGUGCUGGGCAGGUCGCCUGGCAUCCCGGCCUCGCUGAUCGAGGCGAUGGAGGGCGACCAGAUGCAGCUGGCAUCACAGAGCGCGGCUCUCUUCGAGGAGGGCCCGAGGAGAGCAGAGCAGAUACGUGCAGCGGCGAACCGGGCGUUCUUCGAGCUGGACAGCGAUGGCGCCGUCAGGAGGGCCAUGGUUGGCCGAGUUCGUCCACCGCGCGGACCAUUCGUGCCGGGCCAGCUGGUGUUCUACUGGCGCGAGGUGAAGCACGUGAAGUCGAAGAGGCUCCAGGGCGAGCACGGUCGGCGUGGGCCAGCGAUCGUGUUGGCGACCGAAGGCCACACGAGGCUGCACCUCAGCUACCGCGGGGUGCCGGUGCUAGUGACGCCGGAGCAGGUGCGACACGCCUCCCGCAGUGAGGCGGAGAUGGUGGAGAACGAGGACUUGGUCAGGCAGCUCUCUCACUGGCGUGGUGGACCUACGCUACAGAAGGGGUUCAUCGAUGAGCGUGGACCUGGGCCAGAUGGGAGCGACAAGACGGGCGUGCGCCGCGAGAGGGACGAGAAGGACUCGGACCACGAGGACGGCGUGAUCGACACACCUGCGGCUAAGGCACCGCGUGCCGAGAGAACGUACCUGCACCUGGAGACCUACCUGAAGUACCACCACUAUCGGGAGGAGGACCGUCUCCUCCAGAGCAAGCUACAGACCCACCUGCUGCGGCAGCUGGGCAGGGGCACUCCAUGGACCUGGACGCGGUGGCUGCGCCAAGUAUUCCGCAUCAACAGCAACGAGAGCGAGAUGGGCAACCAGAACCUGCACCACGACUCAGCUACAAGCGAACGCUUCCCGACGACCAGGAGGCAAAUCGCGAACGCCUACGACUGCGACGCGAGGACCGAGACGACGAAGAAGCAGGUCACUCCCAAGAAGGGUCGGGAGAUCCGCAGCAUUCCCCAGGAGUUGAAGGCGGCUUUCGACGCGAGCGACCUGGAGGAGUGGCGCAAGUGGGUCGAGUACGACGCGGUGGACGGGCCGACCGAGGAGGAGCUCGCGGGGGUGGACAAGACGGCGAUCCUGCCCAUGAGGCGCGUUCGCACGGACAAGAACGAGGCGACGAGGGGCAACCUGUCGUACGAGCAGCACCCGCUCAAGGCGAAGUCCCGGAACAUCGUUCCAGGAUACAAGGAGUCCGCUAGCCAGUUGGGCUGGAGGCUGGAACAGGGCGACGUCGACUUGGCAUUUCUGAACGGGAAGUACCUCGACAGCUCUCGCCGCGCAUACUUCCGCGCGCCGAAGGGUGGCCUGCCAGCUGUACCAGAGUUGGGCUGGCCAGCCGUUCCAGAAGGUAAGGUGCUGAGAGCGAAGAAGGGGAUCUACGGGCUGAAUGAUGCACCUCUGUUGUGGUACGAGGAGCAUCGCGACACCAUACUGUCUCUUCCAGGAGCGUCGAGAUCGAAGCUGUGCCCGGCUCUCUUCAUCUUCCACGACGAGAAUGAGAAGCUGAUCGGCCUGAUCGGGACGCACGUGGACGACGACUUGGUAGCGGGCUCGCCCGAGUCCUUCGCUAACCAGGUGACCAAGCUGAGGAAGAUGCACUGCUACGGCAAGUGGCAGACGGCGAAGACCGGUUUCCACCACUGCGGGAGAUUCCUCAAGCAGAGAGAUGAUGGCACCAUCACCUGCAGCCAGAGGGAGUACACCGAGAGCAUCGAGAAGAUUCCGAUCUCCAACGAGCGUCGCAAGGACAAGGAAGCGAAGGCUACACCCGAGGAGAGGGCGAUGCUCCACAUCGGCAACGGCCAGAUCAAGUGGCUGAUGCGAUCUACCCGUAUGGACUUGGCAUUCCGACUGGUGGAGAGUCAAGCGAGGGCCCACGACAGCGACCUGAAGGUUCAGGAUCUGCUGGACUUCAACAAGCUGGUGAGCGAUGCCAAGACGGACCACGUGAACAUCACUUUCCAGAAGAUCAACAUAGACGACGCGAUCGUGGUGGCGGUUGGAGACUCGAGCCACGGCAACGUGGGCAAGACGAAGACCGCGAGUCAGGCGGGCCUGGUCAUCCUGCUAGCAGACAACGAGGACGAUCAGUUCCUCCGCGGGAUGCCUGCCAAGGUCACUCCCAUGUUGUGGCGGUCGCACCGAAUCAAGCGGGUGGUGCGCAGUACCCUGGCGGCCGAGUCGAUGGCGGCGCUGGAGGCGGUCGAGAGUGGCGACAUGCUGAGGCAGCACCUGGUGGAGCUGCACUACGGACUCGGCUACCGGACCCACAUGGACGACGUGAAGGCGAUCAAGAUGGUUGAAGUCACGGACUGUGAGUCACUGUACGACCUGCUCCAGAAGCGAGGGACGGUGCCCUCCGAGAAGCGGCUGCUGAUCGAUAUCGAAUCGCUCAGGAACGACCUGGGGUUCAACAGCGUGGUGAGCAAGUGGGUGAGCACGAAGCAGAUGCUCGCCGACUGCCUAACCAAGCACGACGUCCGCGCUGGCGACUACAUGAGGUAUAUGCUCCAGACCGGCGAGUACCGGCUGACGGAGGAUCUCAUGGCGGACCAGGUCAUCGCCAAGCAGAGGAUGGAGCUCAAGGGACGCAGGGGUGAAUACUACCGCUCGAAGUAUCCCAAGAGGCAGCGGCCUGCUGACCAGCUCUUCGUUCACAAGGGCUACACCUACUUCGAGGAGUGCAUUGCGGAUGUGAGGUACAAUGCGCGUGUGGCUCAGCCUGCUCCGAAGCCAUACCUCCGUUGGCGGAUGAUGCUUGGACAGCGCGAGGACGACAUCUACUACGAGAAGCUCGAGGACAUGGUUGACUGGUCUGGAUUAGACCAGGUGUCAAAGCGUCGGAGGAUCCCGACCCAGGUGCGGAAACUGCUGACGAUCUACGCACCGACCAAGGCGGCCUUCGAGCGCUACGAGAAGGACUUCACGGAGAAGCACACCAUCAAGAAGCCGAAGGUGACGACCGAUGACGACCCCAAGGAGGAACCAGGUGUCACCGAGGAGCUUGGUGCGCACGUCGAGUCAGACGGAAACGUGAAGGAGGAUAGCACCGACGUUGCGGAGAUCUACAUGAUGGACGCUGCGGGUGCCGAGUCCGAGGAGAUCAAGUCAGGCGCCGCUGCAGCGGCAACGGUGACGGUGUGUGCGUUGUGUCGGAUGACGUUGGACCAGUGCGAGUGCGGACCGAGGACACGCAAGAAGCCACAUCGGGCCUCUACCUCGGCGCGUGCCGACGACCUGCCUGCUGUACCGGAUGACGGAGACGAUGAUGACGAGGAGACAGGGACCUGGCAGAAGGUACCGCACCAACGCAAGGAUUCUACGACCCCGAUGAAGAAAGAGAUGCUGAAGGCUCGCGCGCUACACGAGAGAACCGGACACUCAUCAUAUGAGAAGAUCGCGGACGAGUUCGGCGACGUGAUCGAGGAAGGUGUUCUCGAGGCCUAUGAGUUGGUGGUCAAGAACUGCGACGAGUGUCGUCGAGGGAAGAAGACCUACGCCUCCUUGCCGCGCGGAGCCCAGGGCAGCGAGUUCGAGACGCACGAGUCCACGAGCAAGGCCAAGGGCAAGCUCAAGGGGAAGCAGAUGGCCCGAGAACGCAUAGGCGACUGCGAGCACAACGUGACGACUACGCAGGGAAGUAACCAGUACAAGGAUAAGCUCCGGUGCCUGCAGUGUGGCAUGCUGCUAGUGGACACGGACACGACGUGGUGGAAGCGAGAGAGGGAGUACCGCGAGAUCGAGAAGACCUUGCGGACCAGCAAGGAGAAGGAGAUCAAAGCCGAGAUGAAGGCCAUCCGCCUCCGUGACAUGUACGAGGGGAUGGAGGCCAGUGAGUCGAGCAAGGGUGCAAACUCGACGGAUACGUGA
This is a messenger RNA of Prorocentrum cordatum, 7323 nucleotides long. The record is from the annotation of a GenBank genome assembly. NCBI's taxonomy places the organism in Eukaryota, Dinophyceae, Prorocentrales, Prorocentraceae.